Plasmodium adleri (nom. inval.) is the source of this 1029-nucleotide messenger RNA. Its product is annotated as conserved Plasmodium protein, unknown function. Gene Ontology annotation, biological process: mitochondrial proton-transporting ATP synthase complex assembly. Gene Ontology annotation, cellular component: mitochondrion. The coding region runs from base 1 to 1029 and encodes 342 amino acids. The transcript has a single exon. Lineage: Eukaryota; Apicomplexa; Aconoidasida; Haemosporida; Plasmodiidae. The record is from RefSeq and is a predicted model, not a curated record.
AUGAAAAGGUUGAAUAAAAAUGUGUUUUCCAUAUUUAAAAAAUACAACUCAUCAUAUAUUUGCUUUGAUGAAAAUAAACAAAACUUAAAAAAAUUUUGUAAUAUAAAAAAUAUCGAGCUAAGAAAAAAUAGGCAUACAAAUAAAACUGAAAUUUUUAUAGAUGACAAACUUUUAUUAACUAAUAGGAAAAAUGUGUUUUCUUUAAAAAAUCAAGAUUUGUGUUUAUUAAUAAAAUUGGAAAUAUUGAGAAAUAAAAAUAAUAUGGAUGUUCUGAAAACUCCGAUAACAUUAUGUGUGAAUAACUUAAUCGAUUUUAUCAAUUUAAAAGAACAUAAAAAGAUACCAAAAAAUUAUGACAACGAAAAUGAUAACAAGGGUGACAACAUAUAUGAUAAUUAUAAUAAUAAUAAUAAUAAUAUUAAUAUUCAUAAUAAUAAUAAACAUGCUGUAGAUUUAUUUGAAAUAGAAAGAAAACUUAUGGAAAAAAAAAUAUAUGAAAAUUUUAUUAAUGAUCUCAUUUUUUAUAUAAAUAAUUAUGAACAACAUGAUUUUAAUAUACAACAAAAUUCUCUACAUGAUAUAAAAAAAACUAUUCAUUUACCAAACUGUUUAAAUUAUAUUAAUAAAUAUCAUAUUAAUAACUUAUAUCAAGAACAAAAAUAUACAUAUAAUAAAUUUAUUAAUCUCUUUCAACAUAUUCAUAAUAUUAAAUUAAAUACAGCUAGCCAUUUCGAAACACCUGAACAAAAUCUGGAUGUUCAGGAAAAAAUACAAAAAUUAAUAAAAAACAUGAACAAUUCAGAAAUUUUCUUAUUCUAUAAAUGUACACAAUAUUUGAAUUCAUUUAUAUUUACUUAUUUAUUUUUAAAUAGGUAUAUAAAUUAUAAAGAUGUUUAUCGUUAUUGUAAUUUGGAAUAUAUAUAUCAGUUUUUUAAAUGGGGAUAUGUAUAUGAUGUAAAUAUAAUGAAGGAUGCCAACACGCUCUUGAUGUUAUCAACCCUUCGUUUAAUAAACAAAAUGAUGCAAUGA